UAGUUUAAUUUUUGGUUGCGCGGUUUAAUUUAGAGUUUACAAAUAUAUCUUUAAUUUAGGUAUACGUAUAUUAAAAGCUGUGAUAUCAAGAAAUUAUUCGAUAUUAUGGAGUUCGAUGACGAUAUAUCCACCUACAUAAAUAGUUUAAAAGAUAUGAUAUUAGAUGAAGAUAAAUUAGUUACAUAUUUAUCUCUAAGUAAAGAUCUUUGUAUUCAUGUUAACAAGAGCAAAACUUUACUUUCAUCAUUUCUUAAAAAUAUAAGAAAUGAUAAACCUAACGUUAAAUUUAAUGUUAACUAUUUGGUAUCAGGUCUUAUUGACAAUAACACUGCAAAAGUAACUCUAUGUAACGAGGAUACAUUGGAUGAUAUUAGAAAGACUUUUACAACCAUAUUUUAUAGUCACAUUUACAGCAUUAAUAAAGGAAACCCAAAUAUUGACCAGACAGCAUACGUAAAUAUUAAUAAGUAUGAUGAUUUCAAUCUUUGUUCUGGUAUAAUUAAGAACAACAAUAAUAAACGGUCAUCAAAUGAAAUUAGUACACUUAAAUCCAGUAGUCAGGAUAAAAUAAAUACAAAACCUAAUAUAUCUAAUGUAAGUGAUACUAAGAAAUUGGCUUUGAAGAAUGGAAUAACACAUAAACAAGUCAAAUGUGAACCUGACAUUGAAGAAGCAGUUAAAAAAGGGAUUCCACCAUUACUAAAUGAAGAUACCAGGACUAAACAAAAUAAAAAUACAUCCAAAGGUAUAUCUGGCUUUUUUAAUAAACAAAAUGGAAAUGUGAAAAAGAAAAUAUCACAGGAUAAAUCUGUUGAAAACAUAAUACCAAAAGAGGAGAAAGAUGUUGUUAAAAGAGAUAAAGAUGAGGAAAAAAUGGAAGUUGAAGAGGAUAACAUAUUUGAUAAAAAUUUGGAAAAUAAGAUAAAAAAAGAAAAUGGUUACAAUGAAAAUAAAGUUUUGAAUCACAUAAAAAAAAACUCAAAAGUGGAUAGAAAACGCAAAAGACUUCUGCAUGUAUCAGAUACUGAGAGUGAGGAAGAUCAGGAUACAGUUUUAGGUGAAAAUUCUGCUGCUACAGUUCAGGAAUCUGAUGACGAAAUUCCUGGCACUCCAGUAGCAAACAUUAAAAUUACUAAUGGUAUAGUCAAUGCAAAGAAAAAGCGAAAGAUAGUAGACAAAACCUAUAUGGGUGAUGAUGGUUAUAUUCACACAAAGAGAGAAGAAAUCUAUGAAAGUUGUUCAGACACUGAAAAGGAAUCCCCAAAAAAAGAAAUUAAAAAAGCUUCCCCUAAAGAAAGUCCUAUUAAAGCGAAAACAUCAAAAAAGAAAAUAUCUCCACCACAAAAGGGAAAACAACAAACUCUUAUGAACUUUUUUAAGAAAAAAUAACCAAUAUUUAUAUUGUUGUUGUAUUAGUAAUAAUAUUAAGUUUCUUGUUUUAUAAAUUAUGGUCAAAUAUUCAAUAUUCUGCAAGUGGUGUUAUCAUGUUAAUAGAUUUGACUAUUGUAAUAUUAAAAAAGUGUUUAACAGAGAGAUUGUUUUAUCAUGUUCCAGUGUUUAUAUUGGCAAAUAUUAUCUCUGUUAUUUCCAUUUAAGUAAGAUUUUUGUAAUAAAUGAGAAAGAAUAAAUGUUUUGAAACAAU
Messenger RNA from Leptidea sinapis, 1642 nucleotides. RefSeq names its product DNA polymerase delta subunit 3-like. The coding region runs from base 106 to 1389 and encodes 427 amino acids. The transcript has a single exon. The record is from RefSeq and is a predicted model, not a curated record. Gene Ontology annotation, cellular component: nucleus; delta DNA polymerase complex. NCBI's taxonomy places the organism in Eukaryota, Metazoa, Arthropoda, Insecta, Lepidoptera, Pieridae. Gene Ontology annotation, biological process: DNA synthesis involved in UV-damage excision repair; DNA strand elongation involved in DNA replication; nucleotide-excision repair, DNA gap filling. Gene Ontology annotation, molecular function: DNA-directed DNA polymerase activity.